Messenger RNA from Anneissia japonica, 3161 nucleotides. RefSeq names its product tripartite motif-containing protein 45-like. Bases 25 to 1572 code for a protein of 515 amino acids. The transcript has a single exon. Gene Ontology annotation, molecular function: zinc ion binding. The record is from RefSeq and is a predicted model, not a curated record. Lineage: Eukaryota; Metazoa; Echinodermata; Crinoidea; Comatulida; Comatulidae.
GUUCAUCCAGAUACAUUUUCUAGAAUGGCAUCUAAAUGUGUUUCUAAAGAAGUCAUUGCUGGUAUUGAGGCUGCAGCACUCGAAUGCCCUUUAUGUAUGGACCGUUUUACAGACCCAAAGUUACUCCCAUGCGUCCAUUCAUUUUGUCUUCUGUGCCUUGAGAAAUGGACAAAAGAACGCAAUGGAAUACUUAGCUGUCCAACCUGUCGUGAAAUCUUUCAAAUUCCAACAGAUGGUCUUAAAAAACUGCCGAACAACAUUUUUAUCAUUGGAUUGUUAGAAUAUGUGACUAUACUCGAACAGAAAUCAGCACUCACUUGUGCUUGUAAGAAGGAAGCAUGCUACUUCUGUCGAAACUGCGAUGAAUUGUACUGCACAGAAUGCAAAGAUGCUCAUGGAAAAAUAAAAAUUACCAGAGACCAUACUAUGCUGACAUUGGAAGAGUACAAAUCCUUCAAUCCAGUUACGGAAUUUGCAUCAAAGCCUUUGAACUGCCCUAAACAUACAAUGCCAUUUCAGUUCUUUUGUGACACAUGCAAGAAACCUGUUUGUGUUGGAUGUACACUUGUUGAACAUCGUAUAAACGACAACCAUAACAUCAUCGAUACAAAAGAUGCUUUCAAAACCUUUUCAACUCUUGCUUCUCAACUUGUUUCAACGUCGGAUGGAAAAAUACUCAAUAUUCGUGCUGUGAUUAAUGAACUCACAAAGACAAAAUCUGUUUUGAAUGCAAUUUUCUCAAAAUAUAAAACGGAUAUAAUAAGACAAGCGGAUGAGCUACACCAAUUGAUUGAUCGCCAUAAAGAAGACCAACUGCAGAAUCUUGAAGAAUCUCAUAAACAAAAGCUGAAGUCACUUGAAACUAAAAUCAGUGAUAUGGAAUUGGCCAUCUGUAAAUUAUCUAGUAUGCAUGGAAUUACGCACAACAUGUUAAAUUGUCCCAACCAAGUUAUGGCAUUGAUGUCAAGUUCUGCAGCUACAAGAAGACUGCAAAAACUGGUGAAGGGUGAAUACAGAAUGGAAUCUCAAGAUGUAGAUGUCUUGAAGCAUAAUCCUAAUAGCAGAUUAUCCCAAUUACUGAAGCAGCUACGUAGACCAGAAUCUCAAAUUUCACCUAACAAAUCAACAUUUAGCGAGCUACAGUAUGAACCGCAGGGUGAACCUUGCGGUGUACCGAAGGUUCAACCACAGGUUCAACCAUUUUUUGGUUUACAAUUUAAUCCUUCUUUUAAUGUACCAGUAUUUACCAGUAGAAAAAAAAUUAUAACAACUCGAAAUGCAUUUGGUGAUACUGUGUAUAAUAUGGAUGUAAAAGUGAAAUGUUUACAUUUAUCAAUAAACAGAAAAACGUGUAGUUCUCAACAUAAAAAAUGUGAAUGCGAGAAAAAGGUCAAAAUGGUUAGUGUUGCUGACAAACAAAAUGGAGUUUAUGAGAUUUCUAGUGACAUUUCUUUUGAGAGUUGUACAUUAUUAUGUCUGAUGAUUGAUAGAUCUGAUGCAUUUGUAAAUAUGGUAGAGUUUGAUAGACAUGGAAGACUGUCAAAAUUCAGAAAUAACUUUCAACCAUUGUAGUUGUGAUUAUGACAUACUUCACACAAUUUAUAAGAUGUUGCGACAAUCAUUUAGUCAUAAGCGUCUUCUUAUACAUUACAGGUGUAUAUGAUUUUUUAGUACAGGUAGCUAGUUUUAUUUUUUUUUAAAUGAUUGUACUGUACAGGUAUUAUAUUUUAUGGAAAUAGGCCCUUUAUUGUAUACAGGACAUAUUUUGUUAAUACAGAAUACUGUAUGGCCAUGCAUUUUAUGUUUUAAUUAUUCAAACAGAUUGGUGGUGUUACAGAUCUGAUAUCAUGCUUGAAUAAAUCUUAAAUAUUUAGGAAUAACUAAUGCUAGAUCAAUACAAUAAUUUAGUAUUUGAAAGCUAUUUUUUUUUUUGGGGGGAGGGAAAUAAGGGUGGCACAGCAGAAGUUGCACUAGCAGAAUGAAGUAGUGCUGCGUAUACACACUAAUAGGAAAAAAGUAAUAUUUUCAUAUUUUAUCAAAGUAGUUUACAAAUAUGGACUGUUUAUUUAAAGGUAAAACCAUAAUGAAUUACAAACGUUGGUGAGCUUAAAGCACAUGGCCGUUGCCCAUAAUAUGGGCAACGGCCAUGUGCUUUAAGCUCGCCAAAUUUUGUGAUACAGUACAGUAAUAUUAUUCUGUAAUGUUUAAAUUUUUAAAACUUGUUAGUUUAGUAUGUUAAGUCAUUAGUUGGAGGUGCCAGCCUUAUUUGGCAACAGUCAUGUAAUGAAGAAUCAUGUAAUGAAGAAUCUGCUUCGGUGGUUUUUUAUUAAUCUUUUUGAACCUUUCUACUUUUUCGUUUUGUUUUUUCUUUUUUGUUUUUAAUUUGGCUUGAAAUUUCUUUUGAUGCUGCCUUCAGCCUUCUUGGUUUUUCCUCUUAAGGACCCCAAUGGAAAUAAGACCUUUUUAGGACUUUUUUGGGCUGUCCUUGCAUCACCUUUGAAUUAAUUCCUCCAUCAAUCUUCUUGGACUUUGUACUGGCCUUUUGCUUGUUUUCUUGGUUAACUUUUUCUAAUGAAUUUUAUGCUUUUUACAUUGUGUAUUGUUAUUUAUAUGAGAUGUGAAUAAAUCAAAUCAAAAUCAAAUCAAACAGUCUUCCUAUUUUCUGAUACAGCACUGUCUAAUACUAGUACUAUUGCUCUUUGUAUUUUUGCUUCAAUAAAAGUAAUGCUGACUUCUAAUUAUUAUUCCAUACCGGAAAGCUUGCUGUAAUACUGAUAUGCUGUCCUACAGUAUGUCUUGAAACCAACAACAUAUUGAUAUUCAGUCUAUUCAUUUAGAUGUAAUUUCUGUAAUUUCUACUUCACUUUACCCAGACCAAGGGUAGUAUACAGUAGCUGAAAGAGGUUUUAGCUGCUGUAGGGGCCUCAGGUCUUUUCGUUACGCCCCUGGUGAACAUGAUAUUUGAAUGGAUUUUUAUAAGCAAGGUUUUAAAUUUUAUCGAUCAUUCAAUUUCUUCACUUGGAGAUAAGUUGAUCUGAUUUUGAUUCUGCUUAAACAGCUUUUUAUUAUAAGUACAGUAUAUGUUUUAAAUAAUGUUAUGUUAAUAUAACCUAGUUUGAUAGUUGAGUUCUUGAUUUGAUUAAAUGUUAUGUGACAAUCCA